AUGGAGAGUUACCUACCAACAGAGGGGGAGGCAUUUUCUCCAAUUCCAGCUGAACUUGUUCCCAUCAUUCACACAUGCUUGGAUCUUCUCCAGCACACACUCAGUGAUUCCACCACUUCGAAGUGGCAAAGUGACCACAUCAGUAUGGAUGAAGAGCGACGCUCCAAGAUUGCAAUCGCACUGCAGCAAUACCGCCAAACAGUGUCGCAGCACAAUUUUGCCUUGCUGCGCAUCCUGCAACCGCGAGAUAUAUUCAAUGAUGAUGUGCGCAAUGAUAUAAUCCAAUGGGCCGGGCUAGAUGGAGUUUCCAACGGUCCAAUCAAUCUAAGGCUGAGAGAAGAGUAUUUUGCCAGCGUCAGGGCAGAAAUUGCGGAAAAGAACAUAGACGUGGUUGAAUUCCCCCCGGCCGAUUUGGAAUGCCUCUGUACGCUGGUCGAUGGCAUCACUGGUCCAGGACUGCCGUACUACUGCUUCGCGAACAUGAUUGAGUUUAUAACUCCUACUGGGGACAGUGGCGUGGGAGGACUAAAAGGCUCCGUCAUUUUCCCUGCUUGGAAUGAUGCAGGGGAUAGAGUUGAUGCACUUUCAGAGGUGUGGGAAACCUGGGAGAUUGCUGUGGCAUUUGUGACUGGCGGUGGCCCGUUCGAUUUGUGUGGCUCUUGCGCCAUUUAUUGUUCCAGCAAGGAGGACGAUGGCAAUAAAGAAUGGAAGUGGCGGUAUGGCAUCUUUGAUGGGGGCUGGGGUAGCGAUAUUUACAACAGUGUCGAAGAGUUCCUGGGCUUCUACGCCCACUUUGAGGAGCAGACGGAGGAAAUGUUCAGAAAGGAUGUCGUUAGAAUGGGCUUAGUACGAUAA
Messenger RNA from Trichoderma reesei QM6a, 855 nucleotides. RefSeq lists its product as uncharacterized. The transcript is spliced from 3 exons. The record is from RefSeq and is a predicted model, not a curated record. Lineage: Eukaryota; Fungi; Ascomycota; Sordariomycetes; Hypocreales; Hypocreaceae. The coding region runs from base 1 to 855 and encodes 284 amino acids.